Aethalodelphis obliquidens (Pacific white-sided dolphin) is the source of this 889-nucleotide messenger RNA. RefSeq lists its product as uncharacterized. NCBI's taxonomy places the organism in Eukaryota, Metazoa, Chordata, Mammalia, Artiodactyla, Delphinidae. The transcript has 2 exons. Gene Ontology annotation, molecular function: actin binding. Gene Ontology annotation, biological process: positive regulation of actin filament bundle assembly; regulation of actin filament polymerization; actin cytoskeleton organization. Bases 1 to 432 code for a protein of 143 amino acids. Gene Ontology annotation, cellular component: cytoplasm. The record is from RefSeq and is a predicted model, not a curated record.
AUGUAUCCUAGAGGAGAAAGACUGGAGAAAUGUACUGAUGAUGAGGGGAAAAAAAGAGGAAGUGGUGGUGCGAGGGCUGUGGCACAGCUAGCAGAGCUGUGGUCCGGACCGCAGCGUGUGCCCGAAGCUCUCCGCCUUCCUCCACCUGCCAGCCCGAGGCAGCCCGAGCCCAGCCCCUGGCCCCAGCAGCAGCCCCGAGAGCACUCCAGUAGCAGCACCACGGCCGGGUGGUACACCUACAAAGACAAGCUCAUGGCGGAAGGGACCUGUCAGGACGCGGCCACCGUGGGCUAUAAGAACUUGCCCUCCGUCUGGGCAGCCGUCCCUGGAAAAAACUUCGUCAACAUCACGCCAGCUGAGGUUGGUGCCCUGGUUGGCAAAGACGGGUCAAUUUUUUACGUGAAUGGGCUAACGCUUGGGGGCCAGAAAUAGUCUGUGAUCCAGGACUCACUGCUGCAGGAUGGGGAAUUUACCAUGGAUCUUCGUACCAAGAGCACCUGCGGAGCCGCCACCUUCGAUACCAUUGUUACCCUGAAUGCCAAGACGCUAGCCCUGCUGAUGGGCAAAGAAGGUGUACAGGAUGGUAUGAUCAACAAGAAAUGUUAUGAAAUGGCCUCCCACCUGCGGCGUUCCCAAUACUGACCUCGUCUGUCCCUCCCCGCCCCCCACUCCCCACUGCUUUUGCACACCUCUACAUCCCACACACACGUACACCAUUUUUAUUUUGAGGGCCAUUACCCCACACCCCUUAUGCUGCCAAAACCACAUGGGCUGGGGACCUGGGCAGGAAGGACAGACACGCUUCCCCCAACCCAUGCCCCUCCUGUGUGUGGUUUGAAAACUUUUCUGUUUUGGGCUUUUUCUUUUUCCCAAUAAAAAAGGUUAUACU